Salvia miltiorrhiza (redroot sage) is the source of this 1918-nucleotide messenger RNA. Its product is annotated as guanine nucleotide-binding protein-like NSN1. The transcript is spliced from 4 exons. Lineage: Eukaryota; Viridiplantae; Streptophyta; Magnoliopsida; Lamiales; Lamiaceae. The coding region runs from base 1267 to 1800 and encodes 177 amino acids. The record is from RefSeq and is a predicted model, not a curated record.
CUCACAGUAAUCAAUCUGCAAAUACCUUUCCUCAAAAAAAAAAAAAAAUCUGCAAAUACCUUGAUUUGGUUUUUUCUCCCCAUCGCUUGAUCUAUGGCGCAAAUUUCUCUCUCCAUAUCAAUGCAAAUGCCCUAAUUUGGUAUCUAACGCUCUACCAUAGGAGCCUCCGAGGCAUGCCAGCUCUUCUCUGACGCCCUACCAUAUAUGCAGCCUCUCUUGCUCUCCCAUCGCCUCUCUCCCACUCCCAAAUCUAUAAUCCUAAGUCGUCGCCGCGAGCUUCGUCUCCUCCAGUCGCCGCCGCCGCCGCCGCCGGCUGCAGCUCACCAGGGAAUGCCCCAUUCUUUUCAACAUUAAGCUCAAACACGUUUGGUUCCAGAACCGCAGGAAGAUUGUUCCUUGCUCAACUUUUAUUUUUAGCAGCAUCAAGGGCAGCAUUGCCUAAUUCAACAUCCAUGUGCAGGAGAGCAGUAAGUGGCAAUCACUAAGCUAUAAUUGUAAAGUACCAUCAGCGUGGAAUAUUAUUUGAGUCCUGCUCACUUAACUUCGUACUUGGUAGAGAACACAGCAAUACCAGCUGUUAUUUUGUGCAUAUGAUUGAGUGGUUUUAUAGUUUGAAGCACAAAAAAGAUGGGCUUGAAAGUGAACCUGCUUCUUUUGGUGUUUCUCUCGGUUGUCAUAUUUGGUCAUAGUAUAACAGCUGAACAAGAAGAGCAAACUCUACAAAGAGUGAUAACUGCUCCUCGGAGGAAUGCAGAAGGUGGUGUUUUAUUAGCCUAUCAAUUCUAUAAAGCAAUACAUUUUUGAGAGCCCACAGCAAUUCUCUAUCCUACGUGGCGCUCUCAAAAGUCUCUAUUUCGAUUUAUCUAAAUUCUACCCUUUACGCCUUCGAAAAAACUCAGCUUCUCACAGUAAUCAAUCUGCAAAUACCUUGAUUUGGUAUUUUCUCCCCAUCGCUUGAUCUAUCUAGCAAAUUUCUCUCUCCAUAUCAAUGCAAAUGCCCUAAUUUGGUAUCUAACGCUCUACCAUAGGAGCCUCCGAGGCAUGCCAGCUCUUCUCUGACGCCCUACCAUAUAUGCGGCCUCUCUUGCUCUCCCAUCGCCUCUCUCCCACUCCCAAAUCUAUAAUCCUAAGUUGUCGCCGCGAGCUUCGUCUCCUCCAGUCGCCGCCGCCGCCGGCUGCAGCUCACCAGGGAAUGCCCCAUUCUUUUCAACAUUGAGCUCAAACACGUUUGGUUCCAGAACCGCAGGUAAAAUUCCGUAUUAUACCAUGCCUCCCAAGAGGAAUGCAGAUGAGCCUUCUGAGGCAAGGAUCGUCACUGAACUUGGGAAGGAAUUCAACAUAGAUGAAGUUUAUGGCAGCGAAUCAACUAUUAUAGGCAGUUUGAAAUCAGUGAAUGACUUCAAUCCAGUUGAAGUUCCUUCAAAUUCCCCUUUGAAUUUUGAUAUGGUGAUGCUUGAGGACAAAGAACCACCUCAGGGCAAUGAUGACGAUCAGCCCAUGGCAUCUGGAGAAGAAGAUGGAAAAGUUAAUGCAAAGGAGAAAUCUGCUACUGUCAAGCAAAAUGAAAAGUUGUAUGCUGAGGAGGGCAUGCUAAAUACAAAGAUGAGAAAAACAGAUGAGAAAAGGCGGAAAAAGAAAAAUCAGCCAUCUGCGAUGGAACAUGAUGGAAACGAUGAUUAUGACUUCAAGGUUGACUACACGAAGGACUCAGCCAUGGAAACUGGAGAUGAGGUUGAAGAUGAUGAAACUAAGAAGAAUAGAUUCGAGCUACCUUCUGGAGUAGAGUUGGACAAUGAAUGACCAAAAAGAGAGAUAGCCAUUGAUGACUGUGAGUUUGAGUUUGUGAAAGUGCUAUAACUUUUGGUAAAUUACUAUACCCCUAUUUUUGUUAGUGAAUGGAUUUGAGUUACAUUGAUUC